This is a messenger RNA of Eublepharis macularius, 10226 nucleotides long. It is a transcript of the gene ADAMTS17, whose product is annotated as ADAM metallopeptidase with thrombospondin type 1 motif 17. Gene Ontology annotation, cellular component: extracellular matrix. The coding region runs from base 167 to 3595 and encodes 1142 amino acids. The record is from RefSeq and is a predicted model, not a curated record. Lineage: Eukaryota; Metazoa; Chordata; Lepidosauria; Squamata; Eublepharidae. Gene Ontology annotation, molecular function: metalloendopeptidase activity. Gene Ontology annotation, biological process: extracellular matrix organization; proteolysis. The transcript has 24 exons.
UGUCUGUAGCGCUAAUUAAUUUUCCAAAGGCUGGGAGGGCUUCGCUGCAAUUCGGGAUCCAGCUGUUGCCGCUGCCAUCCGCGACCCUCCGCUUCCCUCCACCUCCUCUUCCUCCUCCUCCUCGCAUUGCACAGCCCAGUUGCCGGGGCCCCUCGACUGCAAUAAAAUGCUCCAAGAAGGCUCUUUUCUCCCGGUUUGCUUUCCCAUUCUGCUGCUGCUUUGGGGAUCGAGCAUCAACCCAGAUGGUGCAGAGCUGACUGUGGUGAUCCCCGAGCAAGUACCUCUGGACAGGACUGAUUUCCUGCAGGCCAAAAAGAGCACCUCUGAGGAGACCCGGAGGAGACGCUCCAUACUUCUCCAUCCAGAGGAAGAGGAGGAGGCGCUGAUGAUCCACUUGCCUUCAGGCCUUGGUUCCGAUCCAGGCUCUGACCUCUAUUUGAACCUUCACCGGAAUGUGAAGUUUUUGGCACCAGGUUUCUCGGUAGAGGAGAUCGGGGAGGACCAAAACCGCCAUCGAGAGGAUGUCGACCAUUCCUGCUUCUACACCGGACACGUGCUGAACCGCAGCUUCGACUCCUUCGUCUCACUCAGUGCCUGCACCGGGCUGGUUGGCUACAUCCAACUCGGAUCCGAGCUUGUGCAGAUCCAGCCAGCGAACGCCUCCGAGUCUUCGUUCAGUGGGAAGGAGCACUUCAUCAGACGCAAGCGUUCCACCACGAAACUGGCCCGUAGUGCCAAGUCGGAGAUCCCGAACGAACACUGUAAAGUGGUAGCAGAAAAGAAGAAGCAGAAGAAAAAGAAGCCAAUUAAUGACUGGAGGCUGCGGAGGAAUGCAAUUCGACUCACCAACGAGUACACGGUGGAAACGCUGGUGGUGGCAGAUGCUGACAUGGUCCAGUAUCAUGGGGCUGACACUGCUCAAAGAUUCAUCCUUACUGUCAUGAACAUGGUAUACAACAUGUUUCAACACCAAAGCCUUGGAGUUAAAGUUAACAUUCGAGUGACCAAACUUGUGCUGCUUCGGAGCCGUCCUGCCAAGCUGUCCAUUGGGCAUCAUGGGGAAAGAUCGCUGGAGAGCUUUUGCCAUUGGCAAAAUGAAGAGUUUGGCGGUGCAAAAUACCUUGGAAAUAAUCAGGUUCCUGGUGCACGCGAUGACACCCUUCCAGUGGAUGCCGCUGUCUUUGUUACCAGGACAGAUUUUUGUGUCCACAAAGAUGAGCCCUGUGACACGGUGGGCAUUGCCUAUCUCGGCGGGAUCUGCAGCGCAAAAAGAAAAUGCGUCCUUGCAGAAGACAACGGGCUGAAUCUAGCGUUCACCAUUGCACAUGAACUGGGCCACAACAUGGGAAUGAGCCACGACGAUGACCACGCGUCCUGCACUGGCAGAUCGAACAUCAUGUCCGGAGAGUGGGUGAAGGGCAGGAACCCCAGUGACCUCUCUUGGUCCUCCUGCAGUCGCGACGACCUUGAAAAGUUCUUCAAGUCCAAGAUCAGUAGUUGUUUGCUGGUAACAGAUCCCCGUAGCCGAUACGCAGUGCGGCUCCCUUACAAACUUCCUGGGAUGCAUUACAGUGCGGACGAGCAAUGCCAGAUCCUCUUUGGAACCAAUGCAACCUUCUGCAAGAAUAUGGAGCAUUUGAUGUGUGCCGGCCUCUGGUGCCUCGUGGAAGGAGAUACGUCCUGCAAAACCAAACUAGACCCUCCUCUGGACGGCACAGAAUGCGGGGCGGACAAGUGGUGCCGAACGGGCGAGUGCGUCAGCAAAACCCCCAUCCCCGAGCAUGUCGAUGGAGACUGGAGCAUCUGGAGCCAGUGGAGUAUGUGUAGCAGGACAUGUGGAACAGGCGCCAGAUUCCGACAACGCAAAUGUGAUAAUCCGCCUCCUGGACCCGGUGGCAAAAAUUGCCGUGGAGCAAGUGUUGAGCACACAGUAUGUGAAAACCUGCCGUGUUCUAAAGGAGUGCCCACCUUUCGAGACCAACAGUGCCAAUCCCAUGACCGAUACAACAACAAGAAGAAAAACCUUUGGACAGCAGUCAUCAUGGACGAUAAGCCCUGUGAACUCUACUGUUCCCCCGUUGGGAACGAGUCCCCCAUACUGGUGUCAGACAGGGUGGUCGACGGCACGCCCUGUGGACCUUAUGAGACUGAUCUCUGCGUUCAUGGCAAGUGCCAGAAAAUUGGCUGUGAUGGAAUCAUUGGCUCAGCUGCCAAAGAAGACCGCUGUGGAGUCUGCAGUGGAGAUGGCAAAACCUGCAAAGUGGUGAAAGGAGAUUUCAACCAUACCAAAGGGAUGGUAUCCAAUAGUCAAUGUAAGAAGGUUUCCACCUGCGUGAUGGCCAAAGGAAAGGCAGCCCCCAAGUGUUUUUCGUGUUAUAUUGAAGCCACUGUGAUCCCUGCUGGAGCUCGGCGAAUCCGUGUGAUGGAAGACAAACCUGCUCACAGCUUUCUGGCUUUGAAAGAUUCCAGUAAGAAAUCCAUUAAUAGUGACUGGAAAAUUGAACUUCCUGGAGAGUUUCAGAUCGCAGGAACUACUGUCCGGUACGUGCGAAGAGGCCUGUGGGAGAAAAUCUCAGCCAAAGGACCUACUAAAAUACCACUCCACUUGAUGGUGCUGCUGUUCCAUGACCAAAACUAUGGGAUCCACUACGAAUACACCAUCCCUGUGAAUUAUUCUGCUGAAAACAGAACUGAGCCAGAAAGCCUGCAGGACUCCUUAUAUAUUUGGACACACAGCGGGUGGGAAGGCUGCAGUGUCCAGUGUGGAGGAGGAGAACGUAAGACCAUUGUGUCCUGUACACGCAUUGUCAACAAGACCAUGAUGCUAGUAAAUGAUAGUGCCUGUCAGCGUGUUACCCGUCCAGAUCCUCAGAUUCGAAGAUGUAACAUCCAUCCCUGCCAGUCAAGGUGGGUGGCUGGCCAGUGGAGCCCUUGCUCUUCCACCUGUGCUAAAGGCAUCCAGAUCCGAGAAGUGACUUGCGUCUAUCAGCUGCAGAACGGCACCUAUGUGAACACCAGAGAUGUCUACUGCCUGGGCCCCAAGCCAGCGCCUUUACAGAGCUGCGAGGGCCGCGACUGCCUUUCCAUCUGGGAAGCAUCAGAGUGGUCAAAGUGUUCAUCCGACUGUGGACGAGGGAUACAGAAGAGAACCGUCACGUGCACUAAUUCGCAAGGGAAGUGUGAUGUAGCCACCAGGCCGAGGGAAGAGGAAGAUUGCGAGGAUCACACAGGCUGUUACGAGUGGAAGACGGGGGACUGGUCCAAGUGCUCUUCAACAUGUGGGAAAGGCCUUCAGUCGAGGGUGGUGCAGUGUAUGCACAAGGUCACGGGUCGUCAUGGCAACGAAUGUCCUGUCCUCUCCAAGCCUGCAGCCUACCGACAGUGUCACCAGGAGGCCUGUAACGAGAAGAUAAAUGUCAAUACUAUUACCUCUCCAAGGCUUGCUGCUCUGACAUACAAGUGCACAGGGGAUCAGUGGACAGUUUAUUGUCGAGUAAUUCGAGAGAAGAACCUGUGUCAAGACAUGAGGUGGUACCAACGCUGUUGCCAGACCUGCAGAGACUUCUAUGCGAACAAGAUGCAACAGAAGAGUUAAUGAAGCCUGGCCUUGGUUCCUUAGGAGGAUGUUGCAGCUCGUAUGUAUUUUUUUUUCCAGAAAAGGCAUAAUUAACUUAUGGAACUCACUGCCACAAACGUGUGACAGUGUAUUUUUUAAGAAAAAAAAGAAAAGAACGAAAAGGGCUAUCAUGGGGGAUAGACCUAACUGUGACUUUUAGCAAAGAUCGCUUCAUGGUACUGCCACAUUCAGAGGCAGUAGAGCUCUGAAUGCCAGAUGUCAGCGACAAAGGGUGGCAGUAAGCAUUGUACUGGCCACACCUGGUUGGCCACCUUUUAAAAAAUAACAGAAUUAAAAAUAACAGAGGGACCGUGGCCUGAUCCUCAGUUCUUUAUAAGCUGCAAACUCCAGGGUCUGCCGAUCUUCAGCUAAUUGCUUGAACCUGGUGGAUUCCAGCGCUUACGUUUAUACGACUUGAAACUCCAUCCCCAGUCUGGAAGUACCAAAGCAAUCCACCAUAGGAGAAAAAAAUAAUAAUCUUGAAGCCAAUCAUGUAGAAUUUUAUAAUGUUUUGACAUUGCUACGUUUUUUCAAUAAUAUAUAGAUUAUUUCUAGCCACUGGAUGGCUUGCUACCAUUUUUCUUUUUAAAGGAAAAGAUUUGAAAAGUGAUUAAAAUUGACUAAAAGUUUUGUGUACCUCAACAGGGUAUGCCUCUGGCAAAGAACUCAGUGUAGAUAGAGACGUUACUUAAUCCUUCGGCCUUGGCUUCUAGCGUCUUUUUCUCAGCCCUAACUGUACGUGGAGGACUGAUGGCAUGAAAGGGAGAGCCAUUAAUGAAAUGCUUAAUUUAGAAAAAAGAGGCUUUGCUAGAAAAGUUAACGCAAGCCAACAGCAGUGGAUAGCCGUGUCUGAAAUCUCCGCAGAAAGACUCGGACAGCUGCAGCCAACAUUCCACCAAGAAUAAUUUUAAAAGAAGGAGAAGAAGGGCGGGGGGGAAAUCAAUCAGGAACGAACUUUCCUCUUCCUCUCUGGCAAUAGAGCGUCUUUUUGCCUUGUUGUUUUUUAAGGUGCCUUAUACUUAUCCAAGGUUACCAAAACACACACGCAAAUUUAAUGAACCUAGAAGCCAAAAUUGAAGUUGACAUGCUACUUCCUGUAGCAGCAAUUAGAACUGGGGCUGCAUUUGUAUACGGCAGUUGUUGCGAUUCCAGGUUUGACAACCCCUGAGCUGCAGGAAACAUGACCGGUCUGUGAGUGGGUGCACCAUUGGGAUAUAGCUGUGUUGCUGGCUAGUACAAGUGGCCUAUUAAUUUGGAUGGACAUAGAAAGGGGGGAUAUCAAGUUUUUUCAGAUAACUAAGGAAGCUACUGCAGAGGGUAGGUCAAAUGGGAAAACUGCAAGUGACACAGGGUAGCUCUAGAAACCACUGGAAACUCGAUGGUUUUACAUUACCAACAUCCCAUUCCUCCCAUUGGCUCAGCCUGGUAAUUCUAUUUCCAACAUAACCUUUUUACAACCCUAGUCCUAUGGAAAGUGAUAAGGAAAGCGGAUGGGGGUGGGGACUGUUAGCAUUUUCCAUGGGUUUGCAGGUUGUUAAAACAUCCAAGGCCAGUAGAUGCAUCAAAUCUUCCUCCUUCAAUCUUGCUCAAGGCAUUAAUCAAGCAAGUUGUGAAUGGCAGGAUGAUGCCCUAGCAGAGAGGGAAAUGUACAAGAGCAAAGACAGAGCAGAAGCUACCAACCUGGAUCACCCCUGAGAAGCCAUCUUGUUUAACACAGCCCAACUGCCCAGGUUGUCCAAGAGCACAGUGGGACAGUCAAACGUCUAUGCUAUGGAAAUCCAGCAUCCAAAACCUGGGAUAGAUCUGGUUAUAUUUGGAACUUGCAAAAGGGUCAACGGCUAGGCAUUCAGAAAACACACACGCAUACAUCACUGUGUCAUAAUACAAUGAGCCAAAAUAGAAACUCGAGGUGUUUUUUGAAAAGAGUCAGAUGCCAUAUUUUUUUUUCCUGGCUAUGGAUCUAGGAUCCUGUGGACUGUUUCGUGAUAGGGACAUGCAUGCUAAUGGUGCUCAAAAACUGAAAGACAAGAUUUUAGCCUAUCUCAGUAACAGCAAUGUUUGCAAUGACUAUAACUGGAGCAAGGGAGGAGUUUUGUUUCACUCUCUUUAAGUUCCACUGGUGCUCACCGUUCCUGUGUUAUCAGGUGGAUUAAAAAAUUAUAGUCUGUGGUCUUGCUUAGCGUUCUGUCUCUACCAGAAAGGCUGCACCAUAACCAGCGUUCUGUCUGUACUGGAAAGGCUGUACUGUGACCAUUUUCAAAGACCCUGUGUAGUCCUAACAGCGUUCUUAGAUGGCUCGUUUCGUUUCCUGAUGCCAUUUAAGUAACACUUAACAGGCACAUCUCAAACGAGAUGGCGGGAGUGCCUACAUCUAACUGAAACCAGUGAGACUGGGGUAUUGGACUGUACAAGUCCCAUUGUAUUCUGGCUAGUAAACCAUUGGGGUGCAAGGUUUCUUUUUAAAAGAUCAAACUUGAUGGGGAGACUUGGACCCAAGCCUUACCUCAGCUACAAAGCUCUUCCAAAUUGCUCGUUCUCAUCCUGUCCUCCUUUGCAAUGCUGUUGUGAAGAUGAAAAAAAAAAUCAGGUGACUCCAUGCACCCAGCUUCUGGGAAUAUGAGUCAGCCCCCUCGCUUUCUCCAGGUUGUGCCUGAUCUCAGGGUCGUGUUGUACUCAUCUGUCAGUCUGUCUGUCAUACUGUGCGAGAGGCCCUUCUUUGUUUUUGCUACACUCCUUAUUUCUCCUCCUCAGAAGUAAUUGCAGAGGGACAUGGAGACGCAACCUGCGUUCCUGGCCCUAGAACAACAUGCAGAUGCAUUCUGCAUCCUCUUUGAGAAAUUGUGACGGAUCUAACCAAAAAGACAGUGGCAAUCACCUUUCUCUACAGUUGCAGCCUUGCUAUCUGGGUCCCACAGACCGUUGCUCCAAGAAAGCGGCAUCCAGUGGCUGUCCUUGAUUCUGUGCCCAUUUUGCCUUCAAACCCCUGCACAGCUAUGAAAGAGACAAGACAGAGCAUGGCUAGAACUAGGAACGGGCACCUGCCCUGAAUGCAGGCUCAGACCUUACUUGCUUUCUCUGCAGGCACACAACAGCUGCAGGGAACACCAUUUUGAAAGCAUGUGGGGACACGAUUAUGGUCAGGACUGCAGCAGCGAGGGGGUUCCUGCCUUUCACGUGCAACUGCAAAAUUAUGCAAAUAACUCCCCAUCGGGACCAUUCUGGCUUGGGAAACCAGCAAAGGAGGAGAACCUGACCUGUUAAAAAAGUCUCAUGUCAUUUUGACCGUCGGUUCUUCCUCGCAUCGUGCAGCACCUGCCCCAGGUGACUCGGCAGUAAAACUCAAAACCAAUAGUGCCGUAUCAGGUACCGAUUCGGAAACAUUUUGAGAUCUUCAGGAUACUGCAUAAAGACAGAUAAUAUUCAGGAAGCCUCGGGCAAAAGCAGCAGCAUUAAUAAAAUGUUACAUUAAGAAAUCCAUUUUAAUAAAGCAUUAUAUUUGAGGGAGUGGAACUGCCUACCAAAGUUAACCGGAUCCAAAUUUAAUCUUAAGAUACACAAACCUGGAUCCUGAAUGUAAUAAAAUAAAACAACAAGAAGAUGCAUCAAUAUGAUUCUUAUCAAACAGAACGUCUCUAACCGUAGCUGAAACAGCCUACAACGUGCAGAAAAAUUACAGUAAGAACAAACCCUUAGAAGAAGAGUUUAUUUGGGGGGAACAGAUCAGGAACACAAGUUUCGGGAUCGUCCCCAAUCCUAUGUAUUGCCUAAAAUCCAUACAAAUGUCCCCCCACCCCGCCCAUCAAAGAGGGAGAGUGAUCGUUACCUGGUAGCAAUUCUGUUUAGAACGCUUGCACAAAAUACAUUGGCUUUCCUCCCAGACAACUCGUUCCUCUUGCACAGUUUUGCAUAUGCAAUUCACUGCUUUCAUCAACAAAUUGAACAGUGUGCCGAAUGUGGAAAUGGACGACCUUUGGGUCUCAUUAAAUGCUCAAUCUUUGUAUACUAAUAUUUUGCAGCUGGAAGAUUUGGGCCAUUGUACAAAAUAUCUUAAAACGAGGGACAAGAAGAAUCUGGAGACACAUUUUUCGGUGUUAGUAGAGAUAGCUCUGAAGAUUUGUUAUUUCUCAUUUGAUAAAUUACACUGGCAAAUCAAGGGAUUUUUCUGCAUGCCAGAAUUGGCCAAUUAGGAUAUAGGUGAAUUUCAAAAGGAAUUUAUUCACUCCUCAGACCAUUCAUUUUCCAGAACACUGUCAAAUAGUGGGGGCUCAUGGCUGAUAUGUUCUUACUUUGGAGCAGGGAAGUGAUGCUGUUGGAGUAGAUACUGGUGGCAGAGAGAGCACCCUCAAAUCAUAGCUGACUUAUAGCGACCCCCAGUGGGGUUUUCAUGGCAAGAGACUAACUGAUGUGGUUUGCCACUGCCUGGGCCUGCCUCUGCAACCCUGGUCUUCAUUGACGGUCCCCUGUCCAAUUACUAACCAAGGCUGACCCACUUAGCUUCUAAGAUCCGACGAGAUCAGGCUCACCUGGGCUAUCCAGGUCAGGGCAGGGUAGAUAUUAGAGAUGAUUAUUUCAUAUCUAUGCUCCCUUUUGAAAGCAGCCAGACAAUUUUCAGCUAUUAUGGUUCAAAAAGAAGAUGGGAAAUCGAUUACAACCGUGACUCGAAAAACUCAGAGAUGGAACAUGUCAAAACAAGUUGACAUGUGAUCAAGGUUUGGGGCCACUUUAAGAGAAAUUAUUCAAAACCUACAGUGCUUUAAAACAUAUAACUGUGCGUAGAAUAGCACAGUAAGGUUUGAACAGUUUUUCUUAAAAUCAAUGAGCUUGGAUUUUAAAGGGUAUAACUCUGCUAUAUUAUCUCUUUUUAUAGAUACAGGAUAUAGGUUUUUCUGCAGUAGCAGUAUCAAUAAGCAUGUUACUUUAAAAAUUAUAAUCAUUUUGGUUUAUGUUGGAAGCUCCUUUUUCUUAAAAAAAAUGUGUUUUUAGCAUAACUUUGUUCUGAGGCUUUCCCCCCAAGAUUCACUGAACAUUAUACAUUUGAAUAGAUACCCGCGAGGAUUUCAAAAUGCAUCUGGAACUAUACCCGCUAUUUUUAAUCACACCUUUCUAGCUCUGCCUGGGCCUUACUCUCCAUAUUAUACAACAAACAUCUGUUGAAACUGGCUAGACUUGCCAAAACUAUUACUAAUAUGGCAGUGUGGGUUUGCUUCAAAGGAACAAAAAAAACCCAGUGGGCAGGUGUCUGCUUUUGAGAAGAGUGAUGAUGCCACCCUAAAUAGAAUCACACACGUCUAAGAGACAGACUAAAUGAUACGUGUGCCAAGAGUAAGGUUGGCGGUCUGCAGCCCCUGGUGCCCCACAGUGGGGCAAACAGCCCUCCCCGGUGGCUGUUUCAACCUAGCAAAAUGGCAGGGGAGACUUAAAUCCCUCUUCCCCCUGUGCUGCUGUCUCAAGCUGAACUGGGUCCCAAUGAGCUUGGGAAAUUUAGUUCCCCAAUGUUGUGUGUGUGUGCCUGCAAGUCAGAACAGGUGCUCCAACCUAGCACACACAGCGUCUAGUUUGGCCCUAAGUCCAUGGGCUUAGAAGGCUGCAACUCUGCUUAAAGUAGCUCUUUGGAAUCAGGCUUUCAAGCAGACAGCCCUCUCUGGUUAAAAAAGCGGAGCAAACUGUCUUCUCUACCAGUUCUUGUCAAAAGCCUCCCUGGAAUUUCUCUCAAUACGCCUGCUUUGUAUUUGCUUUUGCACUUACGACAAUCCAGUCCUGUGAUCCAGUGGGUUUCAAGCCUUCUCUCUUCGGCAAACACUUUCCACAUUAGAAUCUGCUGGGUGUGGGAGAAUAGUUCCUUACCUGUAACUGCUGUUCUUCGAGUGGUUGUCUGUGCUUUUACCCCAAGGACUCGACACCUUCCUUUAUUUUGUUUAGGGGGAAGGGGGGAGCAUCAACGGGCAAGCUGAGCCUUGAUCUUUCUCUGCAACAACAGAAUAUGACUUCAGACCAUACCCCACAACCUGGAGCACUGGGUAAACUGGGAAAUGCAAACUGUCUUUCUGGGAAGCUCAUCUUCCAUUACUGGCCUCCUCAAUGAAGGGACCACGGAAAAACUACCAGCAACUGGUUUCCAGGGUUCCCCAUCGCAGUUUGCAAAUCAUACUGUAUCAACAACCAGUGGAUAUUGUAUAGACCUAUGUCUGGUUUGUUUCCUAGGUGACCAGCACUGCCACAGCAGUUUCUCCAUUAUGUAAAGCCACGUUGUGUGUACUGUUUUUAAAAGUACUGUACCUUUGUAAUUGCACAAUGUUUCCUAUACACAGUGUUGAUUCUCACUAAGAUAUGGUGCUAUCUUUUUUAUUUUCCCUUUCACUGGUGGUAAAACUAAAAUUACCCCACUGCAGUUGAGUAGCCAUGUUUUAUUCUAAUACAGGGCAAUAAUACCAUGUACGUUUUCGAUACAGAGUGAAAUGUGUACAUAUUUUUCCCCCAUAGUUAAUUUACCUAUGAAUUGUAGCCAUGGUAAUAUUUCUAUUUUUUUCCUUAUGGUGCUAGCUAAAAUAUGUCAAAGAUAUCCAGUCAAAGCAUAAUAGAACCAGUUGUAAAUUAAAAGAUCAUUCCUUUU